Molecule: messenger RNA, 14650 nt
Organism: Magallana angulata
Lineage: Eukaryota; Metazoa; Mollusca; Bivalvia; Ostreida; Ostreidae
Product: dynein axonemal heavy chain 3-like
Exons: 87
Coding region: 318-13148 (4276 amino acids)
Biological process (GO): microtubule-based movement
Cellular component (GO): dynein complex
Molecular function (GO): dynein light intermediate chain binding; ATP hydrolysis activity; minus-end-directed microtubule motor activity
Source: RefSeq, a predicted model, not a curated record
UAAUCAAACAAUUUUCUGGUGGAUCGGGUCGUCCAUGAGGUGGCCUCUCGGCAUAUUGUUUAUAGUUACCAGAGCAACUCAUUUGCAUAAGAACAGGUGCUCGAUUUAAAGAGUUGGCUAAAGGAGUUGAAGUGUGACGGGAAAACGAAAAGGAAAUUUAAGUGAAAGUCGGAUGUGAAAUGUGAAAUUCAUUUUAAUUGUUUUCUCUAUAUAUGUGGAUAUAUAAAAGUUCAGAUGAUGGAGGUUUCUUUCAAAUGAUAACUUGGGAUAUAUAGAUGUAGUUGAUUAUGUAGUGAACAAACUGACAACUUGUCACCAUGCCUUUGAAACCGGGUAAUCUCGGAAUCUCAAUAUCUCAGCCCAACGAGUUUGAGAUAAAACACCGACCCGGGAUCAUACAACAUCUCCCGCCCCUGAGUGCCAGAGAGCCUGCAUACAGUGAGAAACCAAAGAUUUUAGAGCGGGGGUCAUGGACCCAGGCCGCCCCAAUCAAAGAGAAGAAACACUUCCGACAUGUCAGUGAUUCUAUCGGUAACAACUACAGCCCCAAGGCUCGGCAUCUGACUGCCUCCUUCAUCUACGAAACCACAAAACAAAAUUUCACAACUGAGGAGAAUUUUUAUUUGGCUCCAAGACAAGCUAGAACGCCUAGUCCUGUACCGAGGACACAUGUUAGUGCUGACCCAAGGAGAAAAAGCUUCCAUGCACUUAUCAACCUAGACACAGGAAAAAUCAUCCACCCAGACUCGGACUUCGUUCUCCCGGAGAUUCCAAACGGAAACGGCCACGUCAGCUCUUCUUACCAGGAGACGACUUUACCCCCCAUCAACGGAAGCCGCGGGAAAGUCCACACAGCGCCAUCUAUCAACCAGAGUGACACGGGAUACAGUAGUUAUAUCAACGGCACUCACAGUACAGCAGACAGUUCCACACACAGAAAUGGGCAUGGUCCGGACAGCACAGUCAGUGUGGACGAGACAACGACAGACAGUGGGAUCCACGCCCCGGGAUUCGCCCCAGAGAUGUCACAGGUGGAUGAAAACUCCCAGGGGGAGGAGGAAGAUAAGAAUGAUGCUGAGGUUUCUGGGUAUGAGGAUCAUGAUGUGUACACUCGAUCAAUCCUUAAAGUGGAGUUCCCUCCCUUUUACUAUUCUACGCACGGAUUAUCCCGCCCUAGUACACCCACGGAAGAGGAUCAAAAGCGGUACUACCAGCUGAUUGAGAAAGCCAUAGAACCAGGCAUGGUCAGUCAGGUGGAGACAGAGACCGUCCACGGAAUCUUUGAACUGGUUCCCCGUCCCCUCAGACAAGCCGUUCCCAGUGCCAAGCGCAGGUUUCUUAGGGAAAUGGAGGAGGACAGAAGAUCUGCCAUAAAGAAAGCCAUAUUGGACUACAUACUGCUGGAUCCAGCGGAGCAGGAGAGACUGGGGGUACCUAUACCACCCAAGCCCUCAAACUCUGCAGGAAGGCACCAGUUUCCGUGGCACGAGAUGGUCAACAGAACGCGGGAGUUCAUGAAGAACGACCUGUUUAUCACCCACCCUGUCAUGUACACCAUCCUCUACCACUUCCAAACCAAGUAUGGGGAAUUUAGACUGAUCGACAUCCCUCAUCUGAGGGAGGUCAUGCCCCUAACAAUGGAGAAUUUCUACAAGAACAUCAAACAAUCCAGUAAGGCUGCCUCAGAGAAGCUUCGUUAUCAAUGGCUGCCGGAGGUCUGUGAAAUUGUGGACAACCACCGUGAGACUGUGGAGGAAUGGAUGCCACAGGAUUCCGUACAACGCAUGAAGAAAAUGGACAAGUUCUUUAACAGCAUAGCUUCCCUGAUGUCUAACCUGUUACGGAGCUGUGUGAUCAACUCGAUGUACGACCUGGUGGACCUUAUAGAGGAGUACAGUGAGGGCAAUAGUUACCAGGGCGAGUACACACUGUUCAAGGGGCUGGCUCUACCCACCAAAAUACACAUCGUCCAUUUCUUUAUGCAAGAGAAUGUGGAGAAAGUAGACAUCAAUUUCAAACCGUCGUUCCCGGACGUCUGCGAUUUCUUCUGUCUGAUCAUUGAUCACAUGAUCAUCAGCGUGAAGGAGCUGCCGCGGAUCGAGCACCUGUUGUUCCAGUCAGUGGAGGAUCUACAGAUUUCCACCAUCAGGAGCGUGAUUAUAGAGGAGGAGCUGGUGGAAAAGGCAAAGGACAGGAUCCGAACAGUGGUCAUGGGCAACAGUCACGGACCCAACUUAUACACCUCAGUUUAUAACCCAUACAAAUACCUUAUUUCCGUGGAAACUGAAAACAAGGUCAAAAAGUUCAUCAGUAAAGAUCGGCCCCUGCGGGAGUACAGGCAUGAAAUAGAGAAGCUGAAGAAGCUGAUUGAUGCUGUAGGCUCACUACCUGUCACCAUCCCAAUGCACCUGUUCUACCUGGACUGUAACCAUAUCAACCAGUGGCUGAUAAAACGAGCCAGGUACUUGAUAGGCAUCAUGGUCACCAAUAUCUGUAACAUGAGCCGGGACUUCAACAAGGGGAUCUGUAGGCAGUACGACACGAUAGUGAAGAGGGUGGCCCAACAGGCGGAGAAUACAGAGGAACUGGUACAGAUGCAGAACUAUGUGGAGAACCUGAAAGUGGGGGAACUGCUGCAGCUAAAGGACAAACAAGAGGUGGCGGGACAGAAUCUGAUGUUUUUGUUGGACUACACUUACUUGUCAAACUCAGACAUUUCUACCAAUAACACCACAUUUACCUGGGCAGAGAAAAUAGUCCCCAUCAUCACCAGCACAGAGAAGAAGCUGUCGAAGGAGCACGAGAUCUACAGCAACAAGUUGAAGGACAAGAAGAAGAAGUUCCAGGAAGAGCUGGACUUCACGGAGAAACAGGUCCGGAUGUUCCAGAAUAAGAGCAAUAUGAACGAGGCCGAGAACUUUAUACAGGAGCUGGAGGACAUCGAGAAGAAGCUGGAAAUGUUCCAUGAGGAGAAAGUCAAAAUAAACAGAGAGGAGAUGUUACUGGGACAGGAAGUGAUGACCCAGUACGGUCAGAUUCAGGCCAUCACUACAGCGAGGGAACCGUACGAAAAACUAUGGAGAACAGCGGUCACCUUCCACAAGGAGCACGACAACUGGAUGAACGGACCCCUACUCAAGGUCAACGCCGAGGUUGUGGAUGAAGAGGUUCAAAACUUGUGGAAGACAGCAUACAAGCUGACCAAACAGUUUGCUCACCCAGACUUCAGGGGACCUAAGACGGCAGCCAUUAAAAUCAAAACAAGGCUGGAGACGUUCAAGAUCCACAUGCCACUGAUUAAUGCUUUGUGUAACCCGGGCAUCAAACAGAGGCAUUGGGACAUGAUGAACGAAAAGGUUGGCUUCAACAUGACCCCCAAUGAUGAGACCCCAUUACAGGAGAUUCUGAAGUUGGAACUAGACAAAUAUCUGGAUGUUCUACAAGAGAUCAGCUCUCAAGCCAGCAAGGAGUUUGCUCUAGAAAAGGCCUUAGAGAAAAUGAAGAGUGACUGGGAGAACAUGCACUUUUCCUUUGUUGACUACAAGGAUACUGGGAUAUCAAUCCUGUCGUCACCUGAAGAUAUCCAAGUGUUGCUGGAUGACCACAUUGUCAAGACAACCACAAUGAAGGGCUCCCCCUUCAUUGAACCCUUUGAGGCGGCUGUCAAUGAGUGGGAUGUUCUUUUGCACCGCAUUAAAAAUAUUCUGGAGUCCUGGUUGAAGGUGCAGGCAGCCUGGUUGUACUUGGAACCGAUCUUCGGUUCACAAGACAUCAGGAACCAGAUCCCGGUGGAGGGCAAAAUGUUUGAGGAAGUGGACGAGCACUGGAGAACCAUUAUGCAGAAUGCGGUGAAAGACACCAAAGCUUUGACGGUUGUGUCUCAGGACCAGAUGCUGGAAAAAUUACAACAUUCAGAGUCAAUGCUAGAUGACAUUCAAAGAGGUCUCAAUGAUUACCUGGAAAAGAAACGACUCUUCUUCCCUAGAUUUUUCUUCCUUUCCAAUGAUGAAUUGUUGGAGAUUCUCUCAGAGACCAAGGACCCACUACGAGUACAGCCACACUUGAAGAAGUGCUUUGAGGGCAUUGCUCAGUUGACCUUCACCCCUGACACCAUUAUCACAGGGAUGGAGUCUGCAGAGAAAGAGGUGGUGGAGUUCUCCAAAACCAUCGCUCCCAUGGAGGCCAAGGGGCUGGUCGAGAGGUGGCUGCUACAGGUUGAAGAAGUGAUGAAGUUGAGUUUGAAGGAGGUCAUGAAGAAGGCCGUCAAAGAGUAUCCCACAAUUCCCAGGAAGGACUGGGUGGUCAAGUGGCCUGGUCAGGUAGUUCUGGCAGCCAGCCAAAUUCACUGGACAUCCGAGGUCACUCAGUCUAUAACAAGUGGUUUCAUGGGUCCCUACCUAGCCAAGAGUAACAAGCAGAUAGAUGAGGUGGUGGCCCUAGUGAGAGGCUCACUGUCCAAGAUGGCCAGAAUCACACUGGAGGCCCUCAUUGUCAUUGAUGUCCAUGCAAGAGAUGUGGUGGCCCACCUGAACGAAGUUCAGACCCGCAGUGUGAACGACUUCUCGUGGAUCAGCCAGCUACGCUACUACUUCAUCCAGGAUCUGGUCCAGGUCAAGAUGAUCACCACCACCGUGGCGUACGCCUAUGAGUACCUGGGUAACACAGGUAGACUGGUCAUCACACCUCUCACCGACAGGUGCUACAGGACAUUGAUGGGGGCUCUGCUCCUGAAUCUGGGGGGUGCUCCUGAGGGUCCCGCAGGAACCGGUAAGACGGAGACAUCCAAGGACCUGGCUAAGGCGGUGGCCAAACAGUGCGUGGUGUUUAACUGCUCCGACGGCCUGGACUACAAAGCCAUGGGCAAGUUCUUCAAGGGGCUGGCCCAGUCUGGGGCCUGGGCGUGCUUUGAUGAGUUCAACCGUAUUGAACUUGAGGUGUUGUCUGUGAUAGCCCAGCAGGUACAGACCAUACAGCGAGCCAUUGCGGAGCAGGUCACCAUGUUCAUGUUUGAGGGGACACAGAUCAGGCUGGACCCCACCUGUACCAUCUUCAUCACCAUGAAUCCUGGAUACGCUGGAAGGGCAGAGCUACCAGACAAUCUCAAAGUGUUGUUUAGAACUGUGGCUAUGAUGGUGCCUGAUUAUGCCAUGAUCGCAGAGAUUUCUCUCUACUCCAUGGGCUUCGUGGAAGCCCGAAGUAUGUCCACUAAAAUUGUAGCCACGUACCGACUGUGUUCAGAGCAGCUGUCUUCCCAGCAUCACUAUGACUACGGCAUGAGAGCUGUCAAGUCAGUCCUGACUGCCGCCGGAAAUCUGAAGCUGAAAUACCCAGAGCAACGAGAGGAAGUCCUGGUGCUCAAGUCAAUCAACGACGUCAAUCUGCCGAAGUUUUUGUCACAUGACAUUCCCCUGUUCCAAGGAAUCAUCUCUGACUUGUUCCCUGGAGUGGAUCUUCCAGAGGCAGACUAUGGCCAUCUUGAGGAGGCCCUGAUAGAACAUAUCACAAAGAGAAAACUGCAGCCAAGCAGGUGGUUUAUUGAGAAAAUCAUACAGAUCUACGACAUGAUCCUGGUGCGUCACGGUCUGAUGAUUGUGGGGGAUCCCCUCGGGGGGAAGACCUCGGCCUUCCAGAUCUUGGCGGAGGCCUUACGAGUGAUGCAUGACAAGGGACUGAUGGAGGAAAACAAGGUGAUGUUCUCCAUUAUAAAUCCCAAGGCCAUCACAAUGGGGCAGCUGUAUGGGAGAUUUGAUCCUGUCUCUCACGAGUGGUUUGAUGGCGUUUUGGCCAACACUUUCCGAGAGCAUGCUGCCAACACUUCCCCGGACAGGAAGUGGAUUAUUUUUGACGGACCUGUAGAUGCUGUGUGGAUAGAAAACAUGAAUACAGUCCUUGAUGACAACAAAAAGUUGUGCCUGAUGAGUGGAGAGAUCAUCCAGAUGAACAACACACAGAACAUGAUCUUUGAAGCCAUGGAUCUGGAGCAGGCCUCCCCCGCCACAGUCAGCAGGUGUGGCAUGAUCUACAUGGACCCGCUACAGCUGGGCGGUGACGCUCUCAUCAAGUCCUGGAUGGAGUAUGAACUCCCCAACAACCUCACCUGGGAGCAGAAAGACACCAUCAAGAUGAUGUUUGACUGGCUGUUGGAGCCGUGUCUGAAUUUUGUGUCCAAGUACUGCAAAUGUCUUCUGACUUGUCAUCCGAUGCACCUUACAAAGAGCAUGCUGACCCUCUAUGGCUGCAUGAUGGAAGAUGUCAGGAAACUAGGUAUGGAAGAUGAUGAAGAGGAGGAAGAGGCCUUCAUGGAGGAAGAUGAUGAAGAGGGAGGAGGAUCAGACACAGAUGGAGAAGGUGCAAAGGAGAAGUCCCUGACAGACCAGAAGCUGAUAGAGGAGAGGACCGCCAUGUUGAUUGCCUACUUCUUCUUUUCCAUGGUGUGGUCGGUUGGUGCCACACUUGACGCUAAUUCCCGUGCCAAGUUUGACGAGUUCUUCAAGGGCCUGUGCGACAUGGAUGGAACCACGGCCAAGUAUCCAAGGGCUGGAAAUAAGAUAUCCAAACCUAAGGACCUGAAGUUUGCCAACAAUCUGAAGAUCCCCAAGAACGGCUCGGUGUUUGAGUUUGUUUACCUAAGGAAGCAGUAUGGCUCCUGGUACAAGUGGUCCAAUCUGAUCAGCCCGCUCAACAUCGAUGAGAAAGCCAAGAAAGACCGAGACCUUCGUAUCAUGAUAAACGAGCUGAUAAUCCACACGGUGGAGACAGAGAAACAGAAGUACUUUUUGGAGCGGUUUCUGAUGCAGGACUGCCCCCUGCUGUUUGUGGGACCCACAGGGACAGGAAAGUCAGCCAUCACCAACAGCUACUUACUACAGCUACCCAAGGACAAGUACAUCAUCAGCAACAUUAACUUCUCCGCCCAGACCUCGGCCAAUCAGACGCAGGAUAUCAUCUUCUCCAAGCUUGAUAGACGGAAGAAGGGUGUGUAUGGCCCCACACUGGGGAAGAAACUGAUGGUCUUUGUAGAUGACCUGAACAUGCCGGCCAAGGAGAAGUACGGGGCCCAGCCCCCCAUAGAGAUCCUCCGUCAGUGGAUCGACCAGGGAUACUGGUUCGACAGGAAGGACACCAGUGUUCUGGAGCUGAUAGACAUUGUGAUGGUGUCAGCCAUGGGGCCACCAGGGGGUGGCAGGAACAAUGUGACCCCCAGGUUCCUCAGACAUUUCAAUAUCAUUGGAAUUGAAUCCUUUGAUGAGGAAACCAUGAAGAACAUUUUCUCUCCCAUUAUUGAGUGGCAUUUCAGGUCGUUUGAAAAUUCGCUGAGGAAGUUUACUAGGAUCAUUUUGACCAGUACCCUGGAGAUCUACAAUAGUGCUAUCGCCAACUUCCUCCCCACCCCCUCCAGGUCACACUACGUCUUCAACCUCCGAGACUUCGCACGCGUGGUUCAGGGGGUCCUGUUACUGAAGCCUGCGGUGGUGGCCGAGGGGAGCACGGAGAACGGACAGAAGAUUGUCCGCCUCUGGGUCCACGAAGUCUACAGGGUGUUCUAUGACAGGCUCAUCAAUGAGGAGGACCGCGAAAUGUUCUUCAAGAUGGUCAAGACAUGUGUGGAGAGUCAGUUCAAGGAGAAAAUGAACGUGCUGUUCUCCCACAUCAUGACCGACUCCUCUAUAGGGGUCACUGACGAUGACAUCAGAAGCCUGAUGUUUGGGGACUACCUGUCCAAGGGCAAGGAGGAAAAGUUCUACGAUGAAAUACUCAACCUCAACGACCUGAAAGAGGCCAUUGAGAUGUACCUUGAGGAGUAUAACAUGAUGUUUAAGGCUCCUAUGAAUCUAGUCAUGUUUAGGUUUGCUAUUGAACACAUAUCUAGAAUCAGCAGAGUUUUGAAGCAGCCAAAUGGUCAUUGUCUGCUUGUUGGUAUCGGGGGCAGUGGGAGACAGAGUGCUUCACGGUUGGCUGCCUUUAUGUCAGACUUUGAACUCUUCCAAAUUGAAAUAACCAAAAACUACACAAUCUCUGAGUGGAGAGAUGACCUCCGUCGCCUCAUGAGGCGUGCUGGGGAUGAGGGGACCUCAAUGGUGUUCCUAUUUGGAGACCACCAGAUCAAGGAUGAGUCGUUCUUGGAAGACAUAAACAUGAUUUUGAACACAGGAGACAUUCCUAACCUGUAUGAUAAUGAAGAGAGACUAGAGAUUAUUGAAAAGAUGCAGCAGCUGGCCCUGCAGCAGAACCUUCAGAUGGAGAUGACCCCACUCAACAUGUACAACAUGUUCAUUGAGCGGAUCAGGCGGAACCUCCACGUGGUGCUGGCCUUCUCUCCGAUCGGAGACAACUUCCGGAACAGGAUCAGGAUGUUCCCCUCCCUCAUCAAUUGCUGCACCAUCGACUGGUUCAAGCCGUGGCCAGAGGAUGCGUUGGAGCUGGUGGCCAAUAAAUUCCUUGAGGAUGUAGAGAUGUCGGACGAAGUCCGGACACAGACCAUCUACAUGUGUAAACACUUCCACCAGAGUGUCCGCAUGCUCUCUGAGAGGUACUACGAAACAAUGAGGCGGAGGAACUAUGUGACGCCCACGUCGUACCUGGAGCUGAUCAAGACCUUCAAGAGCCUGCUGGACCACAAGAGAAUGGAGAUUCUGACCCUCAAGAACCGCUACAUCGUGGGGCUGGAGAAACUGGAGUUCUCCGAGAGUCAGGUGAACGUGAUGCAGCAAGAGUUAGUGGAACUCCAACCUAAGCUGAUUCAGACCAGCAAAGAGACAGCGGAGCUGAUCGAGUUCAUCAGCAAAGAGAGCAUCGAAGUGGAGGCUGUCAAGAAGGUGGUGGAGGCCGACGAAGUGGUGGCUAAUAACGCCGCCAUGGACGCCAAGGCCAUCAAAGAUGAGUGUGAAGCCAAGCUGGCAGUUGCCAUGCCGGCCCUAAAUGCUGCCGUAGCUGCCCUGGACACACUGAAACAGAAUGACAUUUCUCUGGUCAAGGCUAUGGCUAAUCCACCUAAUGGGGUCAAACUGGUCAUGGAAGCUGUCUGUAUUAUGAAGAGCAUUAAGCCAGACAAUAAAGUGGAUGCUAAUGGCCGAAAAGUGGAGGAUUACUGGCCUGCAGCCAAGAGAAUGCUGGGAGACAUCAAGUUCUUAGAUUCCCUCAAGGAGUAUGACAAGGACAAUAUCCCAAUGCCGGUGAUGAAAAAGAUCCGAGACAAGUACAUGAGUAACCCAGACUUUGAGCCCAAUCUGAUCAGGAACGUGUCGUCUGCCUGUGAGGGUCUCUGUAAGUGGAUCAGGGCCAUGGACGUGUACGACAGUGUCAUCAAGGUUGUGGGACCAAAGCGGCGGAGUUUAGAGGAGGCAGAGGCUACAUUAGCCACACAAAUGGCCAGGCUCCACCAGAAACAGGCAGAACUACAGGCAAUCACUGACAAACUGAACGGGCUGAAGGAUCAGCUCAAAACCAAGGAGGAGGAAAAAGUGAACUUGGAGGAUAACAUUGAACUGACCAAAAUAAAGAUAGAAAGAGCAGAAAAGCUUAUCAGUGGACUGGGAGGAGAGAAAGAUAGGUGGACGAAUAAUGUGGAGGAAUUGAGUGAGACCUAUGACAACAUUGUGGGUGAUGUGCUGUUAUCGGCCAGCGUGGUGGCGUACCUGGGACCAUUCAUCCUGGACUACCGCCAAGAGUGUCUGAAAGAGUGGUACUCCAUGUGCGCCGAGCGGAACAUACCGCUCUCCGAACACUUCUCCCUGUACACCACACUCGGGGACCCUGUCAAGAUCCGAGACUGGCAGAUUGCCGGACUCCCCGUAGACAAUUACUCGGUGGAGAAUGCUAUCAUUGUGAUGAGUGCUAAUCGCUGGCCCCUGAUGAUUGACCCCCAGGGUCAGGCCAAUAAGUGGGUCAAGAACAUGGAGAAGUCCAACAAGCUGGAGGUCGUCAAGAUGUCUGAUGUCAACUUCAGCCGGAACCUGGAAAACUGUAUUCAGUUUGGAAAUCCUUGUUUGCUGGAAAAUGUUGGAGAAGAGUUGGACCCUAUUCUAGAACCCAUUCUUCUGAAGCAGACAUUCAAACAGAACAACAUGGAGUACAUCCGUGUGGGAGACCACAUCAUCGAGUACAGCAAGGACUUCAAGCUGUACAUCACAACCAGGCUCCGCAACCCACACUAUCUGCCAGAAGUCUCAGUCAAGGUGACCUUGCUGAACUUCAUGAUAACAUUACUUGGUUUGGAGGACCAGCUUCUGGGAAUCGUUGCCGCCAAAGAAAAACCAGAGCUAGAGGAAAAGAAAAACAUGCUGAUUAUCGAGAGUGCCAGAAACAAGCGACAGCUCAAAGAAAUCGAGGACAAGAUACUGGAGGUCCUCUCCUCAUCCCAGGGUAACAUUUUGGAGGAUGAGACUGCCAUAGAAAUCCUAUCCUCCAGUAAGAUCUUGUCAGAGGAGAUAUCGGAGAAACAGCUGGUGGCCACGAAAACCGAGGCCGCCAUUGAUGAUGUCAGGAAUGGAUACAAACCCGUUGCAAAGCACGGUAGUGUGCUGUUCUUUGUGAUCUCUGACUUGGCCAACAUUGACCCCAUGUACCAGUAUUCCCUGGCCUGGUUUAUCAACCUCUAUCUCCAGUCCAUCAUAAACAGUGCCCCGUCCCAGGAGUUGGAAGAGAGGAUCCACAACCUGAACGAACACUUCACCUACAGCAUCUACAAGAACGUCUGCCGCUCGCUGUUUGAGAAGGACAAGCUGCUCUUCUCCUUCCUCCUGUGUAUCGGCAUCGCUAAACAAAAAACGAUGCCAUACUCCUCUAUAGGUGGUGAAAUAAACGACCGUGAUUGGCGCUUCCUACUGACAGGGGGUGUGGCCCUGGAGAAUCCUUUCCCUAACCCAGCAGCUGAUUGGCUCCCUGACAAGUCCUGGGGAGAAAUCGUCCGGGCUUCUGAUCUACCACCCUUCAAAGGCUUCAUGGAACAUUUUCGCAAAAAUCUGAAUGCAUGGAAGAAGAUCUAUGAUUCCACUGCUCCCCAGACUGAGCCCCUCAUGGAGCCGUGGGACAAGAGCCUCAAUCGACUGGAGGAACUGAUAGUGCUCCGGUGUCUGCGUCCGGAUAAGAUGGUUCCAGCUGUUCAAAACUUCAUUGUGGAGAAGAUGAGUCAGCAGUACAUUGAACCCCCGACCUUUGACCUGUCGCUCAGCUACGAGGACUCCCAGCAUUUCUCCCCCCUUAUAUUCCUUCUGUCCCCUGGGGCUGACCCCAUGGCCGGUCUAUACAGAUUUGCCGAAGAAAAAGGUUUAAUACCUCCACUGCCUUCAUCACAGUCACAGAUGAGUGAUGAUUCAUCAGAGCGUAAAAUAACCUCAUUACUUGGGGUCACACACCCCUCAGAGGAUCAUGCGCGGUCAGGGAGCAAAGGUCUACAAACAAUCUCUUUGGGGCAAGGUCAGGGGCCCAUAGCUGAGAAAAUGAUAAUGGAGGCGGUGGAUGAUGGAACAUGGGUUGUUCUACAGAACUGCCACCUCGCGGCGUCAUGGCUGGGUGAAUUGGAGCGCAUCUGUGAAACGGUGAUUACGGACAACAACAUUACCAAGCCCAACUUCCGGCUGUGGCUGACUAGUUACCCCUCUCCAGAUUUCCCCGUGUCUGUCCUACAGAAUGGGGUCAAGAUGACCAACGAGCCCCCCAAAGGACUGAGGGCCAACCUCCUCCGGUCCUACCUGAACGACCCUAUCUCUGACCCCGCCUUCUUCUCUCAGUGCAAUAAACCAGCAGUUUUUGAAAAGCUUCUGUUUGGGCUCUGCUUCUUCCAUGCUUUGGUCCAGGAACGUAGGAAAUUCGGACCUCUUGGUUGGAAUAUUCCCUAUGAAUUCAACGAGUCAGAUCUCAGAAUCUCUGUCAGACAGCUUCAAAUGUUCAUCAACGACUAUGACAAGCCCCCGCUGGAGGCCCUCAGUUACCUGACCGGUCAGUGUAACUAUGGUGGCCGGGUCACUGACGACCUUGACCGGCGACUGAUCACCAGUUUACUGGAGAUCUUCUACAAUGAGAAGCUGAUCUUUGACGACACGUACAAGUUCUCCCCGAGCGGCCUCUACUUUGCCCCGCCCAAGGGAAGUUAUGAUGAGUAUGUGGAGUACAUCAGGAAGUUACCCCUGAUUCCCCACCCUGAGGUGUUUGGUCUACAUGAGAAUGCAGACAUUUCUAAGGACCAGCAGGAGACACAGCAGCUGUUUGACGGCAUUCUGCUGACACUGCCCAGACAGCGAAAUUUGCCACUGAUAAAAACAAGUGGAGGAGGGAAAUCGUCCCAGGAGAUGAUAGAGGAACUAGCCAGUGACAUCCUGACCAAAAUACCUGCUGACUUCAAUCUAGAGGAGUGCCAAAACAAGUUCCCAGUGAGAUACGAGGAGUCCAUGAACACGGUUCUGAACCAGGAACUGAUCCGGUUCAACCGGUUGACCCGGGUAAUCCGACACAGUCUCCAGGACAUCAGGAAGGCGAUCAAGGGAGUGAUUGUCAUGUCCUCAGAGUUGGAGGAUGUGUUCGACAGCAUGAUGGUGGGCAAGGUUCCUGCCAUGUGGCAAGCCAAGUCCUACCCAUCAUUGAAGCCCUUGGGCAGCUACAUCACUGACCUACUGGCCAGAUUGUCUUUCUUCAAGGAGUGGAUCUACGGGGGCACCCCCUCUGUGUUUUGGAUCUCCGGCUUUUACUUCACCCAGUCAUUUUUGACUGGAGUGUUACAAAACUAUGCCAGGAAGUACAAGAUUCCCAUCGACUACCUGGGAUUCGAGUACCAGGUGACGGACUAUGAAAAGUCCAUGGCCAGUCGACCGCAAAACCAAGGCCCUGGGGCAACGGCUAAUGGCGCCUAUGUGAGGGGCCUCUUUGUGGAGGGAGCCCGGUGGUGUCGCAGGAAGAAGACGCUAGACGAGUCCUUGCCCAAAGUUCUCUAUGAUCUACUUCCUAUUAUUAUGCUCAAACCUGGAGAGAAAUCAAAGUUUGAGGAUCUUCCAACCUAUGCAUGUCCAGUGUAUAAGACCAGCUCCCGACGUGGCACCCUGUCCACCACUGGUCACUCCACCAACUUUGUCAUGUCCAUCCUCCUGCCAUCCAGCCACCCAGAAUCUCACUGGAUCAAUAGGGGCGUGGCCUGUCUCUGUCAGUUAGACAACUAAUGGACCUAUCAGUUGUUAUUAUAUAUGACUGACUUAUGAACAUUAUAUGUCUGGACAAAAAACAGUGGUAAAAUGUGAUACAUCAUUUAACUGUAUUUAUUAUACACAUGUAUAUGCUAAUUUGCAUACAGGGUCUGUGAUUGAUUUUAUCUUCUUCUUUUUUCAUUUAUGGUACGGAUAUGCAAUUAUUUUUAGAGUAUUUACAAAUAUAUAUAGAUUAAAGGAUACAUUCUGUUAAUCUUUUUUUUCUCAAAGUAGAAAUCCAACCUAACUUCAUAUCUGUUUCAUUGAUGCGCAUUCCAAGUAGAGUUAAUUCACAAAAUUAAGCCAUAAUAUUUUGAUAAUAAAAUCAAUUAAUGUACAGUUAUUGAUGAACCUUGUACUCAUCCAUGUCUUUCAGGUUGUAGCUUUCCUGUCAUGUUGUCUUUUGUAGCCUAUUGAUUGCAUGUUAAGAUGCAUUAUCAUGCAGUGAAAAAAAUGUCUCACUUUUUUAUUUUUAUUUAUAUUUAUUGUACAUUUUUUAUUUUUAAUCAUUUCUCUUCUGCAUUUUGUUGAUUGUGUUUAAGAUUCCAAGCCUAUGCUUCUUCCAUGUGAAUGAAAAUGAACUUUUUGUCUUACUCUACUAGUGAGAAAUCUAGAUACUGUAUAUAGAUAGAGAAUAUAAAUUGUACAGAGUUUACAUAAAUAUCUUUGUGUACAUAAUGGUUGCAUUAAGUUAUUGAAACAUACAUAUUAAGAAGUGUUUAUAUCUGUUAUAUUUUUGCUUUAUUUAUGGCUGUACAAGGUUUACUUCCUUGCCGCCCACAAAGCACUUCACGUAUGUGUAGAUGAUCAGCUACUCUAUAAAAACCUUUAUUUUGCUAGAUAUGUUUAUAUAAGCUUUACUGUGAUAUGCAGCGAAAAAUCAACACCCAGUGUGUUUUACGUACGUAUACAAGUCCUGUGUGUUGUAUGUACCUAUAGUCCAAUACAACAUACAAGUUAUAUUCUGUCUGUGAUGAAUUGCAAUGAAUUCAGCACUCUAUUGUUGUUAGUCUACAUGCCAUUGAUGUUGAAGCAUCCCUUUAUGUAGUGUAUUUGUUCCCAUUCAGACUGGGUUUUAUUUUCGAUAAAUCUCUUGUUGCAAUACUUUAUUGUCUGUGAUCCAUUUACUGUAGCAUUACAGAUCCUUAAUGUACUUAGUCUGUUGUGGCAAUGAUAACCAUCGUAUACGCAAUGUUCAUACCGCACCAGAGAAAAGAAAUCGCUAUUUUUAAAUUUGCAAGGUAUAUACAGAUUUGGUGAGGGUUCAAUUCUUUUUUUUUUCCAUAAGCACAGAAAAAAUUGAUUAUUCAACAAAAAAAAUUUGUUGUUUUCUUUAAAUGCACCAACUUCGUUCCAGAUCUUGAUUUAACAUGCAUCAGUAUUACAAAAUGGUCUGUUUUUAAGAAUCUUGAAAACCCUACCUUUAAAUUGCAUUGUGAAUGUAGACAAAAAACGAAAAUAAAUUCUAUUUUCUAUGA